Magallana angulata is the source of this 1909-nucleotide messenger RNA. RefSeq lists its product as uncharacterized. NCBI's taxonomy places the organism in Eukaryota, Metazoa, Mollusca, Bivalvia, Ostreida, Ostreidae. The coding region runs from base 963 to 1754 and encodes 263 amino acids. The transcript is spliced from 5 exons. The record is from RefSeq and is a predicted model, not a curated record.
UCAGCUGUCUGCGGAUGAUGAGCUUGAGAUAUUUCCUGCACAGCUUGGGGGUUUUACUUCAUAAUGUGAAUAUUUGCUGUUAGAUGAAAGAAGAUAUUUAUACCCGCAGCGCUAACAAGACCGACGAACAAAGCGCCAGUUUCGAGGGCGAGUAUUGAAAUGUUCAAAGGCAUAUCCAAGGAGAUGGUAUCGCGUGUAAACACAAACCCAGCCUGUCGCGAAUCGCGCUGAUUACAUAAGCCUCUCUUUGUGUUUUCAAAAGGAAAUUAUUUUUAUCCAUUACGGAAAGGUUGUUAAUACAUAGGAUUUGAACAGAAGCUCAUCAAGUCGAAAUAUCAACACCAAAUGAACUGUGUCUUCAAUUGAUAGAUUUUUCGAUUGCUAACAUGCACCUGUGCUGGAUUUAAAUGAAUUUGUCAGAGAGUCAGACGACACCACAGUUAACCCUUCCAGGAAAUAGCCGUUGUUACAAGGAUGGCUGUUAACAUAUUUUACCUUUGGAUGAUUUUCGUUACACGAAACCGGAGGUGUUGACACAGUGCAGAGGAACAGAGAGUACAGCAUUGACUUGAAGCUCUUCAGAGAAAAAAAUAGUGAAAGCAAGAUGCAUACUUUUGAAUCAAAGGAGUAAAAAAGUGAAGUUAUAUUGUGUGUAUUGAUCUUUUACCAUCGUGACAGCAGAAGUACAAACAAGGGUUCUUGUGGUCAGAAGGGUUGGCCAAACACUGGCGCAGGCUGUGGCAAACUUAAACACCAACCUAUUGAUUCAUUCUUGGAUCCCAUUCCCAUUUAAGUUGUAUUCUAUUUUUUAAUUACACCAGCGGAAAAAUUUUGAUUGGGGAUACAAAGUAAACUUUGAGUUCUUUUUGGAUGUAGAACGUGUUGGGAUACAGAGUAACCCUUGUGUUGAUUUUGCAGUGUUGUAUUUUUUUUUUGAAAGAAAAUCGUUUACUUGGAUUAUUAUGGCGUCGAAAAGAAAUGUACCGAAACAGUUAAAGAAACGUAAUUUAGAUGUAGCUGAUUUUCACAGUGACGAGGAAGAUGAUUUUUGCGAUAUGAAUAGACGCGGAUCGAAUGUGUCCUUAUCGAGAGUGCGAUCCUGUCCCCAAUUAUUGGAGGAGCAAGAUGGCCGACACAUCAAACAGUCGUUUGAGAACAUCGUGGACGAUAAUGUGAGCGCGCCAAUGAUACAAGAUUGCCGUUCGCCGCGAUCACCGAUGGUCGUCCAGGGGUUCCAGUUCGAGCCGACCUGUGUAACCCCCGGGUCAGCUACACCAACGCCCCCUUCUUCUCCCGGAAGUCAAAGGAGUUGUCUGUCUCAGAAAGACACGCCUUCAACGCCCGUACAGAACAGCUCUCCGAUAACAACGCCAAAAAUCAGGAGAGGUAGCUACUCUUGGAGGGCAAACAUAAGUCGCGGCUCCUCCACUGAGUCCUUGGAUGACGAGCAAGUUGUUCCGAAUGUCAAAAUUGAUCUACAUUCGCCACUUAUUUGCGAAAACUUACAGAAACACGACCGUUUGUCGUUGAAUCCACAGCAGAACGUGAGUACAGAGGACACUAAGUAUUACGAAGCCUUACAAGCCGGUUUAGUCUGUGAUAAACCUCGUCAUGUCAAGGCUAUUUCUCCUCAGGGUCAAGGUCAAAAUGACGGUGAAUUACACAGCAAAUGUGAGAUGUGGCUCCAGACUCUAAAUAUAUCGCAGGGAGACAAGAUUAAAUCCCGAAGUCAUAUACAGCUGCCACCUCUAUGAUGCUUAGGGUCCAAGAUAUUGCAGCCACCGGUGAUAUGCCAAAACAGAGAUGUAAUGUGUACAUCCUACAUGUGUGCACGUACUCUAUACGAUUUUUUCUGUUCUAAGUUACAAAAACAAUGGUAUAUAUGAAUAUAUAAAGAAUUUUAGACAAA